Messenger RNA from Aspergillus melleus, 1014 nucleotides. RefSeq lists its product as uncharacterized. The transcript is spliced from 6 exons. The record is from RefSeq and is a predicted model, not a curated record. NCBI's taxonomy places the organism in Eukaryota, Fungi, Ascomycota, Eurotiomycetes, Eurotiales, Aspergillaceae. Bases 1 to 1014 code for a protein of 337 amino acids.
AUGGCCGACCAGAUGGAGGAAGGAAGGGCCAACCCCGUGCCUUCGGAGCCGCCUCCCCUGCCUUACUCGCUUCGCACUCGAAAGAAGUCGAUUGCCAUUUUUUGGUCUUUGUUUGUUCUCGAUCUCGCUGCUCAACCGGUCGCGUUAUUUUGGGGACUUUGGUAUGGAACAGACCUGUCGCAUAACAUGGUAUUUACCAUCGUCACUAUCACGCUGGGAGGAAUAUCGGUAUUCGAAUACUUUUUCCGACUCUACAAUUUGUUCCGCAAAGAUUCCAAAACCCGACCGUUGAACGCAAAGAAAUCAUGGCUCGAUUUUUUCCACAUCAACUUCACCAUUGUUUGGUUGAUCCUGGCCGUGGAACUAAUUACGGGAACAGUGGUCGAGGAACCAUACGUCCGACUCGUCGCUAUGGUUCUCCCCUCCGUCAUGUUCUACUUUGGUGCCGUCUACCUCGCCCUUGAUAUCCUGCGCGUUUGCGGUUUCAAAGCCCCAUUCCGGAUUUCCUCGACACCCAAGGGCUCCGUCAUGCCUACAGCAUUAUACGUUCUCAUCGAAGAUGUCGUCGCUGUUGACGGUGGUGGAGGUCAGAUCUAUCGCUAUGCACUUCGAACUCGGUAUCUAUCCAGUCCUUACUUCCGUCGGAUGCUCUUCCAAAUGAACUGUUUCUGGGCCGGAGGGUCCAUCAUCUUCGCCGCCGCCUUCACCGCCAUUAUCUUCACCGUACCUCAAAACGUCGCGUUCACUUUGGGGUGGACGUUGCCUUUAGUCUGGGCCGGUGUUUGGACGUUAAUCACUAUCCCGUGGGUCCAGAGCGAUCUUCGUCGCGAAAAGAAGGCCUGGCAGGAGCACAGAGGCCAGGGAGGCGUUCCAUCAUAUGUGGAUGAGGUCGGGGAACCGUCCGCCCGAACUCGACUGGAGUCGGUUCAUGUGUCGAGUUUCUUGCCUUGGGUUCGAAAUCCAGAGAAGACAUCCUCACCCCCUACGCCCUCUGAUGGUCAAUCCAAUGUUUGA